AUGAGCGAGCAGUGCGUUCUAAUACCGGGAGAAUUUGGCGUGUUCGUGCAGGUCUUCAUCGGGUGUGUGUCCAUAGGUAUACUGCUAACCAAGUACCUCUUCGAGAAGCCAAGAAGAACAUUCAUCAAAUUUUUGAAGGACGUAAUUGUUAUCAUAUGUGGAUCAGUAGCACUACACAUAACAAACAUAUUUGCAUGCAUAUUCAUUUUCCGAUACCACCUUCUAUCCUAUUUGUACAAAAUUGAAAUGGACGAAUGCUCUAUUUAUUUUAUUCAGAUCAUAAUUGAUGCUACAUUGGGUCUCUACAUACAGUAUAAAUUAUUUUCAUUAUUUAAGUUUCUAAGAUUUAGGAAAGAAUACCUGCACAAUGAUUCUAUAGCGUCUAUAUACAAGCCGAUUGAUGCUCUUUCUCAUUAUUCCUCCUUCGUCAAUUUUGGCAACAGUAAUGACGAACAGAAAGGGAAAGAUGAAAAAAAUGGGGGGACUCUGAUAAGAACAAAAAAAGGCCACUCUGAUUAUGCUUACAAGACAUCAAAUGUGAAGGGAGGACCGCCACAAGGGGACAAUUCCGAUCUGUUUAACUCAAAUGAAGCCACUGAUGUGUCUUCCCCAAAUGAGGAUGGACUACAUGGUUCAAACGAAUUGGAAGUAACCAAAUAUAAGAAACCAGGAACCACGGAGAAAGGCCUACCCAAUGUGGCCCCGUGCAAGAGUGUGGGAAAGCACUUCACCCCCGACGGAGGCGCGACAACCGGGGGAGUCAGGGUCCAGGGGCUGAGAAAAACGAAUGAAACGAAUGAAAUGCGCUCAAUGAACGAGACAAACGGGACAAACGCACACCAGGAGGAAGUGAAAAAACGCGAACUGUCAAAGGGACAUGUCGACAGAGACGAUGUAGCCGACACUCAGGAAGAACAAAACACCUACGAAGAGUGCAGUCAAUGCAACAAAUAUAAAAAAUAUUACAACAACAACUGCGAAGAUUACAAAAAUGAGUUAAAAUUACUCACGGAUGAAACCCCAAAUGAAGAAAUUCGCAUUCAGCUAAACGAAAGUGGUGAUCAGGAUAAAGAAAACCCAACUACGUACGACAAUAAAAAUUCAGAGAUUUACAAAAAAAUUGAAGAAAAAUACAUGGACAUGGAUUUGUUUCAAAAUAUUUUCAUUUGGGUUUCUGUAGUUCUAACGGCUAAGAUUAUAUCCUUGCUGGUUUUUUACCUCUUGUCUCCUAUCUUUAACAUGUUCGUCAUGGGAACCAUAGCCCACAUCACCGACAUGAGGUACAAGCUCCUCGUGGUGAUGAUCAUCGUACCUUUCUUCUUCAACUUCAUCCUGUACUUUUACAUGGAUAGCAUAGUCAAGACGCAGCCCACGUGCAAGAGUGUAGGUAGCGAUAAAAUUUAG
This is a messenger RNA of Plasmodium inui San Antonio 1, 1404 nucleotides long. RefSeq lists its product as hypothetical. The coding region runs from base 1 to 1404 and encodes 467 amino acids. The transcript has a single exon. Lineage: Eukaryota; Apicomplexa; Aconoidasida; Haemosporida; Plasmodiidae. The record is from RefSeq and is a predicted model, not a curated record. Gene Ontology annotation, cellular component: membrane.